Pecten maximus is the source of this 1452-nucleotide messenger RNA. RefSeq lists its product as uncharacterized. Bases 71 to 1351 code for a protein of 426 amino acids. Lineage: Eukaryota; Metazoa; Mollusca; Bivalvia; Pectinida; Pectinidae. The transcript is spliced from 2 exons. The record is from RefSeq and is a predicted model, not a curated record.
UUUUUUUUUUUAAGGCCCGGUGACUGAGAGCCAGAUAUUGAGAGCCGUGAAAGAGGAGAAUCUAUUCGGCAUGGUGGAAUGUGAUAUCAGAGUUCCUAACCAAUGGGCGACUGGUUUUGAACGGGAACUUUCCCCAUACGAGUAUUUUUCAGAAAUGGCACCAAUAUUUUGCAACACGGACAUUCCAUUCUCUGCCAUUGGUGAACAUAUGAAAGAACAUGUACGACGGAACAAAUUAUCGGACAAACCCCGGAGACUUUUAAUCGGUGGAAUGGCAGCACGCAAAAUGUUGAUUGCUACCCCACUUUUAAAAUGGUAUAUCGAACAUGGAAUGCAAGUCGAUCAUAUAUAUCAAGUGGUGGAGUAUACUCCAAUGGCGUGCUUUAGAGAGUUUGUGACGGACGUGACGGACGCUAGGCGACGAGGAGACGACGACAAAAUGUCAGCGGUCAUUGCCAACACCAUGAAGCUGAUAGGAAAUUCUGCCUACGGUGGACUGAUUAUGGAUAAGAGCAAGCACACCAACAUUAAAUAUGUUCGCGGGGAAACCAAUGCCUGCAACGCCAUCAAUGACCCGCGAUUUAAAGACUUACACCAACUGGACGAGGACAUUUUUGAGGUAGAGAAUGCCAAACGCACAAUUACUUACGACCUACCUAUACAGCUAGGUUACUUCAUUUUACAGUACGCAAAGCUUCGCAUGUUGGAGUAUUACUACGACUUCAUGGACGUCUUCGUUGACCGUAGCGAUUUUGCGUACUGCGAAAUGGAUACAGACAGUGCGUAUAUGGCCAUCUCUGGGAAAAGACUGGAAGACAUCAUUAAAGCGGACAAACGACAACUUUAUGACAACGGGCUAUACGGUUUUUGCCAUGUUAGGGACGUAAAUGCUGACAAUCGCGUGCACUGGUUCCCACGGAAAUGCUGUAAUGACCACGAAAAGCGUGACAAGAGGACACCAGGACUUUUCAAAUUAGAGUACGAAGGUGACCGUAUCGUUAGUUUGUCAUCUAAAACGUACUGUGUGACUAAAGACGACGACAUCAAAUUUUCUGCCAAAGGAAUUCAAAGAAAAACUAUAGAGGAUAAUUCAAAUGCAUUUAGAGUGUACGAGGAUGUGCUGAAAACGAAAGAGACCAAAUCCGCAGUGAACAUCGGUUUCCGGGCACGAAACAACACUGUUUUUACCUACCAGCAGGAAAAACAGGGUUUUACGUACUUUUAUUGUAAGCGAGAAGUGCUUAGUAAUGGGAUUGAUACAAAAGUGCUCGACCUAGUGCUGUGCCCGGAAAAGAAAGAUCCGACGGAUGUAAGGAUGGCGGAUAUUUUGUGUGAGUUAUUGAACGAAUGAAUGGACUGAGUGAGGACUUGUGUACGCGCACAAUUGUAUUGAAUGUGUGUGCUUAUCUUGGAGGGGCCUCCUGUGGCAGUGUGCGUGCGUGCUUGUGUGUG